Molecule: messenger RNA, 934 nt
Organism: Archocentrus centrarchus (flier cichlid)
Lineage: Eukaryota; Metazoa; Chordata; Actinopteri; Cichliformes; Cichlidae
Gene: stmn1b
Product: stathmin 1b
Exons: 5
Coding region: 147-587 (146 amino acids)
Biological process (GO): neuron projection development; microtubule depolymerization; regulation of microtubule polymerization or depolymerization
Cellular component (GO): cytoplasm; neuron projection
Molecular function (GO): tubulin binding
Source: RefSeq, a predicted model, not a curated record
AUCUCACUGGUGACGUGUGGGUCGGUGGGUUUGUGCGCGAAGGUGCAGAUGUUGGCGGUUUGAAUAGAGAGAAGAAAAAGGAGGCUGAGGGCUGCUCUUCAAGCUGAAGCACUUGACGCGGUAUUACACGCAGCAUUUCUACUAAAAUGGCAAGCUGUGGAGACAUCCAAGUGAAGGAGCUGAAUAAACGUGCAUCAGGUCAAGCAUUUGAGGUCAUCCUAAGCCCCCCGACCCCAGAUGCUAAGCUGGACUUUCCAUUGUCCCCGGUAAAGAAAAGGGAAACAUCGCUGGAUGAGAUUAAGAGGAAACUGGAAGCUGCUGAAGAAAGACGCAAGAGCCAUGAAGCCGAAGUGCUGAAACAUUUCGCUGAGAAACGAGAGCACGAGAAGGAGGUCAUCCAGAAGGCCAUCGAGGAAAGCUGCAACUUUAGCAAGCUGGCCCAGGAGAAACUAAAUCAGAAGAUGGAGGCAAACAAAGAGAACCGCACUGCUAGGAUGGCAGCUCUCAAUGAGAAGUUUAAGGAGAAGGACAAGAAGCUUGAAGAAGUGAAAAAGAAACAGGAGGCAAUGAAAGAACGAGAGAAUUAAUUCUUUUGUGAUCUGUAAUGCAGUCUUUACAUCUCCAAAGAUAAGCGUUUUGUUUGUAACUGACUCUUAACCCCGGUUGAUUUUUAUGUUCUGAUUAUUCUGUAAGUUGGUUAUACUGGCUGGUUAGCUCAGGAUGUAGUCUGACAUUUCUGCUGUAGACUUGUAUUUGGCAGCUGGUUAUAUUACUUUUUUAAAGAGGCAUUUGCUGGGACUAAAUGUUCUUCUACUUCUUCAUGUUAAAGUGUACAGCAUGCACUGUUGUAAACUCUUGGUAAAGCUGGAUGUUUGUGUAGACUGUGAUGCAGUCCUAUUGUUACACCAUUAAAGUUUUUUUUAUUCUUUUUGCA